UCACACCUCCCCUCCCAGCUCCCCUCCUUCCAGAUCGCUCUGCCCUCCCCUCCCCGCCGGCCGCUGGCCUCCUAUUGGCCGCGGUGAAAUCAUUUAAUCCCAGCCGGCGUGCGCCGUAUGGCUGCUGUGCGCCUAGCUCCGAGCGUCUGAUGCCGCACAUCAUCCAGCGAACUAAAGCCAGAGCUCUACUCCCAGCAAACUCGGGACUUCGCCUGUGAUGACCGGUGACUACUCUUUUAUGUCUCGCUGACUCCGGAGGGGUCACAAAGUUGUACCUGGCAUCUCCUCACAGCUGCCGGAGAAGUGUCGCUCAUCGACUCGCGGGACAAGUCGGAGUAAAGUGCGGAGCGCGGAGCGGCUGAGGGGCAAGGUGAGGGGAGCAAGCGAGGGACCUGUUGUGCUCAGCACCGUCACAAAGUUUUUUUCUUCUUUUUUUACCUCCCCUCCAUCCCCACCCCACUCAGACCUGAUGCUCUUGUGUCCCCAAGUUUCCCAAGCAGUGUUUGGAGUAUAACAACCUCCAUCCAGAAGUCAGGAGCCCAGGAGCCGCCUUGUGUAUAGAGAGGGGGGCCCCCCCAAAACCAGCAGUGUGAAUGUACAGCAUGAUGAUGGAGACGGACUUACACUCCCCCGGGGUGCAGCCCCCCACUAACACGGGCCAAGCCGGGGGCAACAAGGCCAGUCAGGACCGGGUGAAGAGGCCCAUGAACGCCUUCAUGGUAUGGUCCAGGGGCCAAAGGAGGAAGAUGGCCCAGGAGAACCCCAAGAUGCACAACUCAGAGAUCAGUAAGAGACUGGGGGCUGAGUGGAAAGUCAUGUCCGAGGCCGAGAAGAGGCCCUUUAUAGACGAGGCCAAGAGACUGCGAGCACUGCACAUGAAGGAGCACCCGGAUUACAAGUACCGGCCCCGGAGGAAGACCAAGACUUUACUCAAGAAGGACAAGUACUCCCUGGCCGGGGGGUUGCUGCACGCCGGGGGAGGACACAUGGGAGUCGGCCUUAGCCCUGGAGGAGGCGGCGGAGGCUCCGCGGGAGGCGGAGGAGGCGUGGUGGUGCAGCGCCUGGAGAGCCCGGGCUCAGGGGGAUCCGCGGGGGCCGGAGGAUACGCUCACAUGAACGGCUGGGCGAACGGGGCGUACCCGGGCUCGGUGGCGGCAGCGGCGGCUGCUAUGAUGCAGGAGGCUCAGCUCGCUUACAGCCAGCAGCAGCAGCACCCCGGCAGCGGAGGGCACCAUCCUCACCACCACCCCCAUCACCCUCACCAUCACCCCCAUCAUCACCCCCACCAUAACCCCCCUCCGCACCCUCCACCGCAGCCCAUGCACCGCUACGACAUGAGUGCCCUACAGUACAGCCCCCUGUCCGGUCAGAGCUACAUGAGCGCUUCUCCCUCCAGUUACGGUGCCCUCGGCUACGCCUCCAGCCAGCAGCAGCAUCAUCAUCAGGGCUCCCCGUCCUCGGCGGCUGUGGCUGCGGCUGCCGCGGCCGCUGCAGCCGCUGCAUCUUCUGGGGCCCUCGGGGCUCUAGGGUCCCUGGUGAAAUCUGAGCCCAGUGUGAGUCCACCUGUGAGCGGGGGAGGAUCCCACAGCCGGCCGCCUUGCCCCGGGGAUUUGAGGGAGAUGAUCAGUAUGUACUUACCUAGUGGGGGGGAGGCUGGAGACCCGGCGGCCGCUGCGGCAGCGGCUGCAGCAGCCGCGGCUGCAGCCACCAGCAGACUGCACAGCUUGCCCCAGCACUACCAGGGAGGUGGCACGGGGGUAAACGGCACGGUGCCACUCACUCAUAUCUGAGGAGUCCAGGACAAAGACUGCUAGAGACUAGAAAUAAACUGACACCUCCAACCCCUGCUCUGCUCCAGAACUCUCACUUAUUUUCUUUUGUACAGAAAUGUUUUGAUGUUCUUGUAUAAAAAUAUAUCAAACUGAAAAAAAAUAAUCAAAAAACAAACAAGCAAACAAAAAAAAAAAAAACAGGAAAGUUAAGGUAACCUAUUGUUUGGAUCUUUUUAGGAGUUGAGCUAAUGCUCUUGCCAAAACCAAUUUUAGCUGGGUGUAAAUUGGGUCUCCGUGUACAGUAUUUAUGAGUUGUAUAGGAUGAGGUAUAGAUUUUAUUUGCUAUCACACUUCUUUUAUUUAGAUUUUUUUUUUUACUUAAAAAAAAAAGAAACUUUCCAAAUUUCCCUGAUCCCUAAUCAAUUCUACACACAGAUUUCUGUACAUGUAUGUUGUUUAUUUAUGAACAAAAAAUAUCCGAAGCUAGAAUAUAUUUUGUUUUUUUAUUUUUGUAAGAGUUUAUGUAUUUGUUUUUUUUUCUCCUGUUUUUGGUUUUAUAUUAUUUCAUGUACAUUCCUGGCGAUUUUUUUUUUAUUCUAGGCGUUGCGGAUUCCUAUUGUGUAUAUAGUUUAUUAAGCGUCCUCUCUGCUUUAAAAAAAUAAUAAAAAAAUAAUAACAGAUUCAUCAAGAAGGAUGAGCUGAAUUUUAAGCUAAAUAAAUUUUCAAGUGAAAAAGAAAAUAGAUAUAUGUUUUUUUGUUAUUACAGAAAUGUAUUAUAAGUGUCUAAUGGGUGGAAAGUUUAAAAAGUUGGGAUUGAUAACAAAAAAGGUAUUUGCCAAUUGCCAUAUACAGGUAGCAGAUCUCUUAACCCUUUAACUGUUUCUUUUUUUUUUUUUAU
Molecule: messenger RNA, 2670 nt
Organism: Rana temporaria (common frog)
Lineage: Eukaryota; Metazoa; Chordata; Amphibia; Anura; Ranidae
Gene: SOX1
Product: SRY-box transcription factor 1
Exons: 1
Coding region: 594-1790 (398 amino acids)
Biological process (GO): regulation of DNA-templated transcription; anatomical structure morphogenesis; cell differentiation
Molecular function (GO): RNA polymerase II cis-regulatory region sequence-specific DNA binding; DNA-binding transcription factor activity, RNA polymerase II-specific
Source: RefSeq, a predicted model, not a curated record